Messenger RNA from Pyricularia grisea, 591 nucleotides. RefSeq lists its product as uncharacterized. The record is from RefSeq and is a predicted model, not a curated record. Lineage: Eukaryota; Fungi; Ascomycota; Sordariomycetes; Magnaporthales; Pyriculariaceae. Bases 1 to 591 code for a protein of 196 amino acids. The transcript is spliced from 3 exons.
AUGUACGAAUACAAUCGCCAUUGCAUUAGCACUAUAUUCAAGAACUUCAUCGAAACCAUUCCAGAAGAACAAAUCUCGUCUUGCAGAUACUUAUCAGACGUCUUCUUCCCCAGUGGUUCCAUGUCCUGGGAUAUCCUGAAGGAUUGCGAUCACAAAGCCUUACGUGAAGAAAAUGGCACGAUACGACCAAAACCUUUUUACCAGUACUUCGUUUUUCGCCUGUGGAGCAACAGAUCUACUUGGGUCUCGUUUAGUGUGCAAGACAUAGAACGUCCUGGCUUCGGAGCUUUACUUUUCAUAUCGAGAAGCCUUCCAUCUAUAUGGCGUCCUCCCCUUGCAACUAAGUCGAGAUUACAAAAGACGGUCGAUCUAUACCGCGGCACCAAGGAUAACAUGGACUACUGCAAUAUACGCCGGAUGUUUUCGAACCUUGAGGAAUUCCCCACUUCUACUCUGGUCUACGACUACGUGCAAUAUCCCAAGGGGCCAUAUGGUGUUACUGGCCUUGUUGACUUGCAGCGAAGGUUCCCAAACCAAUCGGCCGACCGGCUAAGCCUCUCUCUACAAAGUUUGACCCGACUGUGGCCUUGA